AUGGCUAUAGCAUGCCCCGUCGGAUCAUACGAUGCCACAGUCGAUUACUUUGAAGGCAACAAGAUAAAUUCGAUCAUCUACGCCCAGCAUCUUCAGAUAUCUUAUCACAAUUCAUACAAGAGAAUACAGGACUUGUCGUCCGGAAACAAUUACGUUCUAUAUCUAUGCAACACCCCGGCCCCCGUCAUCACCGAUUAUGCAUACACCCUCAUUCAAAUCCCAGUCGAAGUCGUAGCAGUCAUGGACGAACCCUCCAUAUCAUUCAUUGAGCGUCUCGGUCAGGCCUCACUUAUCAAAUACGUGUACAACUCUGCGUCACUCGUCUCCCCAUGUUUGCUGCAACAGGUCGCUGCUGGAGCGAUACUGCCACUGACAUUAAACACGGGCUACACUGAAGCCGUAAAUGUAAUAUUCGGUAAUCCAGACUCGGCAGCAAUCAGUGGACCAUUCGUGUCGCUUGGAUAUAUGUCCGAAAUUCAUCCAAUGGAUCGGUUUGAGUGGAUUAAAGCCUAUGCCAUGUUCUUCCUCAUUGACGAACAGGCUGAACUCCUGUUCAACGCAGUGCAACAGGAAUAUGAUUGUAACAAGAUAAAUCGUGAGCCACAGAUCACUGACUAUCCCGCACGUGUCGCAUGGAUGAGGUAUCAGAGUGGAUAUUGGAAUACACCAGAUUUUCUGUAUAAGGAGGCUCUGAUACAACAUGCAGGAGGACUGUUAGCACUGCCAGCAACAGGAGACGCAAAUGUAGGGUGGACUACUGCCGCUGAUCUAGAUCGAGACCUACAAUACGCAGAUUUCGUUAUCGACAACACAUAUGUCGGUGGAAAUGCUGGAAAUGGAACUCUUGCUACGGAGCCGGUAUAUACAUACUCCAACUUUCUAAAUAACUAUCAAGUGAAUUCCUCGUCGGGAUUCCGUUUCCAAACGAAUUCAUCGGUUUAUCGGACGGAUCUCAUAAGGACGGCUGGUGGAUACAAUGAUUGGUCUGUAUCCAUACACGCCUAUCCCGAUGUAAUGCUGCAGGAUUUAAUCCACAUGAUGGUGCCAUCUUAUGAACCCGACUGGCAGUUUGUGUGGAUGCGCAAACUCAUCACAGACGCCUACCAAUACGUAAACCCCGCUGACUGCUACGACAUUAACGCGUCACCAACAAGGCAAACAGCUGUUUGUCCAAUCCCAGCCCCAGCAAUAUAUCCCAUCGGCGUGAGACUCGCCGACACUACUCCCACACCAGCCGCCGCGACCCCAGAUCCCCCUACCUCUGCCGGAACCAGUAAUAGCAACGCAGCCACAACACCACUUGGCCUAAACACAACAGCAGCAGUAUUCAUAGUCUUGGGCAUAGCAGCCGUUAUCGCCCUCGCACUCUUCCUAGUACGACGCAUCCACCGACUACAAAAGAAGAAACAAUUCCUUGCUGCACACGGUGGCGGCGGAGACGCCAUACAACUAGAAUCGCCAACAGGUGGAUGGAGUAAAUCAGGUCGUUCCGGUAAAGCAGACUGGUCGCAUGUCAAAGUUGAGGACGCAAGACCUGAAGAAUUCUCUGAAGGGUUUUUGGACGCAAAUGGGAAUAGUAAUUCUAUUGGUGGUGACUUGAAGGUUGAUACAAGUGCGCUUGUGAUUGCGGGAAAUAGAAUGCCAAAGACUGCAUCGCCGACCAGUCCAGGUGAUUUGGAUAUUGAGGCGUUUUUGGCGGAGAGGAGGCGGAAUGGUGCAGGGUCAGAUGGGUCGCCGUCGUCGCCGAUAGGGCAACGAGUUGGGAUUUUAGAUGGGCAGGGUUUCUUGGGGACGUUGGAGCGUGCUAAUGCCAAAGUUGCUGGGAAGGGAUAUGCUACGUUGGAGCAAAAUGAGCAGUAA
This is a messenger RNA of Synchytrium microbalum, 1860 nucleotides long. RefSeq lists its product as uncharacterized. The transcript is spliced from 6 exons. The coding region runs from base 1 to 1860 and encodes 619 amino acids. Lineage: Eukaryota; Fungi; Chytridiomycota; Chytridiomycetes; Synchytriales; Synchytriaceae. The record is from RefSeq and is a predicted model, not a curated record.